AUGGCGCCGGCGAGGAAGAAAACGAAGACGGAACCCGCCGAUAACGAGACAUUGCCACCGAUAGAGCCCAGACAUGACGAUGGCGGAAACACAAAGAGUGGAACCGGUGAAAAGUCCACUUCUACCCCCGGGAAAGAGCACACACGUGCGGGGAGCUGGUAUUCAACCGCCGCGUCUCCAUGGCGAAGUGGGACUGCCAGCAAAGCUGCCGUCCUUGUAGCACAGGUCGCCAGAGAGAGCAUUUCAGUCGCCCAGGGCGUGAGCUCUUCUAGCAGUGAAGCUAGGCAAUCAGGAGAAGUCAAGUCGGACGAGGAAGGUAAUACGAAAGCGAGACGGCCCUCGCAGAAUGUGAGCAAAAGCUUCAAGGGGACAACCUCACGUAAGAGCGUACCUCUCRUGGCGGAAGCGACCAAGGUGCAUGCUACGAGCAAUCUUCCCAGCGUACCCAAAGGUAGGAAGACCAUGGGCGAAAAGAGCGGCGGGGCCAAACAGUUGGCAGUGCAAGAGGAGCGCAAGGAGGUGAAGGACGGAGGAGGCGAGAGGAAGGAGACCGUGGUUGAGGAGGCACCCUUGCCUCCCGAGCCCGAGGCUGAGACAAUGCAGGAUGUUGAUCUCAAGGACGAGGUGAAAGACACAGAAUUGACGAGUGUGAGGACUAGCUCUGGGACGUGGUUCGGCUGGUGGUCCAGGCCGGACGACUAUGGUAGCGAUGUGGAUAAGAAAGACGGUGGGAAAAGCGCGACCAAGGUGGCAUUGGAUGCUGCUGUAGAUCUAGAUGCUACAGGGAYACCUUUACCAGGGACGCCGGAAGACGAAGCGACAAGGACCAUUGCUCAGCCGGACGCUAUCGUUGAGGAGGAGGACGCUACAGGAGCUCUCCAGCCCGAAAUGAGUGUCAACACGUCCUCGGGCAAAUCCUGGUUUGGACUAUGGAGCAGCAAACAGAACCAACAAGCUGUGGCCGAAGAGCAACAGAUGCGGGAGUCUGAGGAGAGGGAUCUCAACGAGGAGCAGCCUGCUAUAGAGGUCACAGCUGAUCCUGGCACAACAGCCGAGGACAAGACUUCGGCAGAACCCAACGUUACCACAAGAGCGAAAGACAGUGACAAUAGCGAUGAGCGACCACGAUCUUCGGGGUGGGCGUUCUGGUCCAAGGAGCCGGCUCCAUCGGCAGAUUUAACGCAGAAGCAGAUCGGUGAGCUGGCUGUUGCUGAUACACCUAGUCAAAGCCACCCCGAAGCUGCACAGUUUAACGAGCAGCGCGAAGAUCGUAAACCUGAAGGGCUUGAAGGGAAGCGCAAUAGCUCUUUGCUUCGCCUAAGGCCAGGCAACAACAAACGGUCGAAGGCUCUUUCAGGGGAAAACACGGCAGUUGCCACUCCAGACGAGUCACAGUCUCAGCCAACGCCAAUCACGUCAGGCCGUGAGACACCCGUGGAAGUGCCAGCGAAGGCCGUGAGAAUCGAGAACGAAGUUCCACAAUCCGUCCAGCGGGGAAAGAAAUCAGAUGUUCACCAUCGUCYCAAUCUCAUUCUUCCGACAUUUCGUGACACAUACCCUCUUUCCUCCGCCCCGGGAUUGAUUGACCGCCUGACCUCAUACGUUGGCCAAACGCUCCACAUAUCGRGCUAUGAACCUCCCAGGGCUGCGAAUCAUCCUUUCAUCAACCCUACGCCGCCCAAGAUACGCAAGGCCAUYGCGAUCGGCGUUCAUGGCUUCUUCCCUGCUGCAUUUCUGCAUAGAUUCGUAGGACAGCCGACAGGAACUUCGAUUCGCUUCGCCAACUAUGCAGCUGCGAGCAUCAAGAGUUGGUGUGCAGAGCACCAACCCGAGAUCAAAGGUCUGGAAGUUGAGAAAGUUUCACUCGAGGGAGAAGGUUACAUUUCUUCACGAGUCGACACGCUUUGGAAACUUCUCCUAAACUGGCUGUCUCAUCUCAGGUCUGCUGAUUUCAUACUGAUCGCUUGCCACUCCCAGGGCGUUCCGGUCAGCAUACAACUUAUCGCGAAGCUCCUGCAGCUCGGGUGCCUCAGUCCGAACGUGAGAAUCGGAGUCUGUGCAAUGGCCGGCAUUAACCUUGGACCAUUCACUGAGUACAAGAGCCGCUUCCUUGCGGGAUCUGCUUCCGAACUUUUUGAUUUCGGUGACAGCGCUUCAAAAGUCUCAGUCGCCUACGCAGAUGCGCUCGACAUCUGUUUGCGCCACGGCGUUCGAAUCACCUAUGUUGGCUCUCUUGAUGAUCAGCUUGUCAGUCUGGAGAGUGCGCUUCACGCGCCGGUAACACACCCGUAUGUCAGCCGCACGGUGUUCGUUGAUGGAAGAGUUCACACCAGCAAUUUCUUGAUCCACCUCGUCGUUUUCGCUGCCAAAUUACGGAACUUGGGGGUCAGUGAUCAUGGACUGCUUCGCGAGCUGAGCUCACCUCUAGCUGGCUCAAUUGUGGGCGGAGAAGGGCAUUCGCGUGUUUACGACGACCCUGCGGUCUACAUGCAAGCUAUUGAAUUCGCACUGGAAAGUACAGACGUACAGGCUCCUGUCGUCCCACCCAAGGGAAGGCAAGCCUCGCCUGAUGCUACGCCGGAUGACAAACGCCGAAGUCUUGACGGAAAUAGGAGAGCUGGUCAGGCGGGCUAUCCAAAGAACAUGACUGCUGCGAACCACAUGCGACGUGGGAGUCUUUCCUCGCUGAACUUGGCAGGGACAGGGAUCGCACCGACCACCGCAGCCUAUGGAGCACCCAUUGGAAGUGCUGCACCGGCCGAGAAGAACCCCUUUGUCCUUCCUUGGGCUGUUAGAGGAAUGCUCUCCGAGGAUAUAGUGAAGCAGGAUCCUCGACUUCAGCAAGAGGUCAAGGAGCUCAUUGGGGAGUUUGAAUCUUGGAGACCUGUCAGUAAAGGGCUGAAGGAUGUGAGAUGGAGACUCGAGGGUGUGAGGAGUUUGCUGUAG
Molecule: messenger RNA, 2946 nt
Organism: Ramularia collo-cygni
Lineage: Eukaryota; Fungi; Ascomycota; Dothideomycetes; Mycosphaerellales; Mycosphaerellaceae
Exons: 1
Coding region: 1-2946 (981 amino acids)
Source: RefSeq, a predicted model, not a curated record